Didymodactylos carnosus is the source of this 2477-nucleotide messenger RNA. NCBI's taxonomy places the organism in Eukaryota, Metazoa, Rotifera, Eurotatoria, Philodinida, Philodinidae. The record is from the annotation of a GenBank genome assembly.
AUGGAAUGUAGGAGCUGGUUGAAAGAAAAAUACAAUCUACCCAAUGGACGCUAUUAUAGACAAGCUCGUAAUAUUUUAUUAUUUGAACAGGUUAGUGCAGCAUCAUCAGCACUUCAUUUAUUUAAUAAAAAAAUUCAAAUACCUGAACAAAAACUUAUUCAAAAUCCGCAAAAACGUUAUGAUAUCAAUCAUCAGGAAAGUGAUAUAGAGUUCGUAGAUGCGGAUUUAUCAUGGACAGAUAAUGUUAUAACGGCUGUCCGGGAUCUAUGCGAUCUUAUAGUAACAUAUUGGCUUCCAAAAGGUUUAAAUGUUGAACACCCACCAAAAACAAUUAAUUCAAUGUUAUUUAAUCAAAAACAAAAAGAACUAAUAGAAGUACCAUUAAAAUUUGCAGAUUUGGCGAAUGAUAUAAUGACCGACGCCGAAUUGGAUUUUGAUUAUAGUAGUGCAUUAAGCAGAUAUGAAGAUGUGUUUCUACCAUUAUAUUAUCAUGAAUUAUGGCACAAUUUUGUAGAUGCGAACAAUGAAAUGAGUAAUGAUCUUAGUCAACACCAACUAUCUGUUGAAUUUAAUGCAAUUGACAAAAAUCAACGCGUAUUAUUUGGUGAAUAUUUACCUGACUAUACAGAUGAUUAUAAUCCACAAAAUCGUUUAUUUUCUCCAUAUGAUGUUGUAAUACUGACAAUUGAAGGAAAACAAUAUUUUGGUAUUAUUGUUUAUGCUCGACACACACGCUUUGAAGAUAAUAAUAAUCAAAAACAACAACAACAACAACAACAAUCUUCAAAGUCAACAUGGUCAGGUAAUUAUUAUUCAUGUCAUCAUUAUUGAAUUUCUAAGGAAACUUGAUAAAUCGUAGGGUAAUCCUAAGGCAAUAGAUCACCUUGAGAUACUUCAUCAUAAUUAAUUAAUCAUAAUACUUUUUCAGAUUGGUUGAUUGAAUAGAAAAAAGUACAAAUAUAAAGCGAAUGAACACAUGCUUGUUUGUAGAGAUAAUAUUUGCAAAUACAGAUAUAUCUCUAACUGUUUCGAAUAUGAACCAUGAAUAAAAAAGCUUGUCAUGAUAAAACAGAAAAAUAUGUUAGAUGAAAGGAAUGAAAAAAAAGAAUAUCAAAUGAGAGAAUCUAUCGGCGAUGUGAGAAUUUUACGGAAUGAAUCAGCACACACAUGCAAAUCAGAUACCGCCUUGUCAGAUAAGUCCUUGUUGAUAUUGCUGUUGAUAAUAUGAAAAAACGGGCAAGAGAGGAAACACAACCUAUUUCAAAAAUAUAUUCACAAAACUUUUCCUCUCCUUUCAAGUACAGAAGAGAUAGAAAAAGAAACACAUGUAAAGAACACAAAUAUAUAACUUGAUCCAUUAUUUAGUCGUAGAAACCUUGAAAAUCCAAUACCUCGAAGAGUAUCUUUAUGUAAGGGUGGCACUUUACUACUUACAAGGCGUUACUUUACCAGGUAAAGUAACGAAGUUAGUUACUUAGUUAUUAGUAACGACAUGAGUUACUCGUACUAGUAAUGAAGUGAUUAAGUUCGUUACUAGUUACAAGUAAGGUAACAAUAAAGUAUCAUCCUAUCUUUAUGCUCUUGUUUUCGCUUUUCAGCUCUCACCCUCACACUCACAAACAGCGAGACUCACUGUUUGUCCAAUAUAACUGUUUAUACACCCACAACAGUUAUAUUUAUCACCGUACACAAGAGGUACGGACAAUUAUAUUAAAACUGAUUAAGUGUAAACUAAUAUGGGAAGAAUUGAGAGAGAAGUGUUGAUGGGACGAACUGAGAGUGAACCAAGGUUUCUGACGGAGUUCUUCUCCAGAAGCUUCAUUCUUGACGAUAAAGGUCUAUUACUGAUUUUCAUGUGAUAGGACAAGUCUGCUAACGGCCUGUAAAACAGCAUAAAAAUUUGUUUGAAAAAAACAUUCCGUUUCAUUUUUUUUCGACCUUCUUCUCACAAAUAUUGUGUUCAGACAUGAGGACAUAAUUUUUCAUAGAGAAAAUAAACAUGACGCCAUCAAUUCAGCUCACAAGUUUAACGUUUUCUUGAAACAUAUACUUUGCAGAGGAGAGUUAUGUCUUCAAAAUGAGACAUACAACUCCGUACGCUUUCCCAUCGCAGGGAAACGUUCAACGGACAAAUGUUAGGACAAGUUGUAAUAUGGAAUAAUUAUGGUACGAAAUGACAGGUCAGACGAUCACUUGGAGACGAUGAUCAUUUUUGUAAGAACAACCCAAGCGUCAAAAAAAAUCUAGUAUCGCCCAAUUCAGCUAGAUUACUAGAUUUUUACUCGAUUGCAACUACUGUGUAACGACAAUGGAAAUCGAGUAAUCGGGCGAUUACUAGGUUUUUUCUAGGUGCAACUAUCGAUUUAUCGCCCGAUAAUCGAUCGAUUUAAGUAUUACUAGAUGCACCUGCAGACGCAUCUAGUUAAAAGUCCCUUUUCCAACUAGUAAUCUAGAUGGCAACUAGUCGUAGAUCGCCC